GAGGGGAAGAGAGACGAGAGAGACGAGGCGCUGAGGCGAAGUUGGUGCCGCGCCAGGGGCGCGAGAGCUGCAGCGGCAGCGAGUUGAGCGGGUGACGUCAUCAGGCCGCGACGCCGGUGCGGCUCAUGUGCGCUGUUCAGAGGUUCAGUGAAAAGUUCCGCUUUUGGAGCAGAACGGGGGAAAGGGACGCCGCGGCCCUUCAAAAACCCACUGCAGCUUAACAACAGUCCAAUCGGACAUGCGAGGAGGCUGGGACUUACUAGGAGAGAGGGGCCCAGGGCCGCGAGGCCGGCCGAGGAAGACGGGCGUCCGGAGCGGCGAGCCCGCGCAGGAGGAGUAGGGGAAGGGGGAGAAGAGCGGCGGGAGUGCCGAGAUCCGGGGGUGCACUGGUGAGGACGACCGACCCGGGAGGAAGAAUAAGCAGUAGCCGGAGUAGAACCAGGAGUAGCCGGAAUGGAGAUUACGGAAUUCAGACGACGAGCCCGGCGAGGUGGAGCAGGAGUGGAGACAGGCUGGCUAGGAGGGAAGAGGUCCUCGUCGGAGGCGAGAAAGGCUUCUCAUUGGCUGAAAUAUGCAAGGUGAACCUCUGAUAAGCUGAAGGUCUUCUUUAAGUUGGGGCUGCAGUGAAGCUGAGGGUACCUGGGGUUUCUCUGUGCUGAGAAAUACAACUGAGACAACACCAUGAUGUUUUCACGUCUGGCCCUCCUGGUCCUGGUAUCGUACGUGGCGCUGGGUGAUGCUGGCACCACCGUGACGGAUCUCAGCGCCACCGGUCUGUCUGGAGACGCAUUCGGUAACCGGCCUGAUCCCUACGUCAAGCUGUUCUGCAACAACUCCUACGGCGGCAGGACCGACACCAUCAAGGGCACCCACAGCCCGAACUGGGCCGGAAGAUUCACCUUCAGCUGCAGGCCUGGAGCCACUCUGAAGCUGGAGGUUUGGGACCAAGACAUCAACAACGAUGACCGCCUGGGCACCUGUACCCACAAGCUGGUGAAGGGAACUCACGGCUCCAAGUGCUCCCUGAAGAAGGGCACUGUGCGCUUCAACUACAGUUCCAGUUAAACACAGUCAUCACUCCCAGUAUGGAUCAGAUCAGACACACCAGAUCCAGUACAUCAGUGAUCUGGCGUUAAAUCCUUAUUUAAGAUUUAAGAUUCAUAUUUGAGCUCUGCAAUAAAGGUUUCUGUAAAGAAGAAUCCAGAAGCUUCAGAAUCUUCUUGUUGUACAUGUUUUAC
Molecule: messenger RNA, 1238 nt
Organism: Astyanax mexicanus (Mexican tetra)
Lineage: Eukaryota; Metazoa; Chordata; Actinopteri; Characiformes; Acestrorhamphidae
Product: perforin-1
Exons: 3
Coding region: 682-1065 (127 amino acids)
Source: RefSeq, a predicted model, not a curated record